Trachemys scripta elegans is the source of this 2168-nucleotide messenger RNA. It is a transcript of the gene COPS5, whose product is annotated as COP9 signalosome subunit 5. Gene Ontology annotation, molecular function: protein binding; deNEDDylase activity; metallopeptidase activity. The transcript has 8 exons. Gene Ontology annotation, biological process: protein deneddylation. Gene Ontology annotation, cellular component: cytoplasm; COP9 signalosome. NCBI's taxonomy places the organism in Eukaryota, Metazoa, Chordata, Testudines, Emydidae. The record is from RefSeq and is a predicted model, not a curated record. Bases 40 to 1056 code for a protein of 338 amino acids.
CGGCCCGGUCGGGCUGGUGCUGCGCGGGGCGGUGGGGGGAUGGCGGCGGCGGCGGGCGCCUCCGGGAGCGGGAUGGCGCAGAAGAGCUGGGAACUGGCCAACAACAUGCAGGAGGCGCAGAGCAUCGACGAGAUUUACAAGUACGACCGCAAGCAGCAGCAGGAGAUCCUGGCGGCCAAGCCCUGGACCAAGGACAACCACUACUUCAGAUAUUGCAAGAUCUCCGCCCUGGCCCUGCUGAAGAUGGUCAUGCAUGCCCGGUCUGGGGGCAAUCUGGAAGUGAUGGGGCUGAUGCUUGGGAAAGUGGAUGGGGAAACCAUGAUUAUCAUGGACAGCUUUGCUUUACCGGUAGAAGGCACUGAAACUCGAGUCAAUGCUCAGGCUGCUGCAUAUGAAUACAUGGCUGCAUAUAUAGAAAAUGCAAAACAGGUUGGUCGUCUAGAAAAUGCAAUUGGCUGGUACCACAGCCACCCUGGCUAUGGUUGCUGGCUUUCAGGGAUUGAUGUCAGUACUCAGAUGCUUAAUCAGCAAUUUCAAGAACCAUUUGUGGCAGUGGUAAUUGAUCCAACAAGAACAAUAUCUGCAGGAAAAGUAAAUCUUGGAGCUUUUAGAACAUAUCCCAAGGGCUUUAAGCCUCCAGAUGAAGGUCCUUCAGAAUACCAGACUAUUCCACUUAAUAAAAUAGAAGACUUUGGUGUACACUGUAAACAGUAUUAUGCUUUAGAGGUCUCCUACUUCAAAUCAUCUUUGGAUCGUAAAUUGCUUGAACUAUUGUGGAACAAAUAUUGGGUGAACACACUCAGUUCUUCUAGUUUGCUUACUAAUGCUGACUACACAACUGGCCAAGUCUUUGAUUUGUCUGAAAAGUUAGAACAGUCAGAAGCCCAGCUGGGCCGAGGGAGUUUCAUGUUGGGUUUAGAGACACAUGACAGAAAAUCAGAAGACAAACUUGCUAAAGCAACAAGGGACAGUUGCAAGACCACCAUAGAAGCUAUACAUGGAUUGAUGUCUCAGGUUAUUAAGGAUAAACUGUUUAAUCAAAUUAAUAUUGCUUGAGGCGCAUCGCCAGCUGGUACGCAUCUCCAAGGCUGAAAAAGUCAUGGUUAUUUCUUUCUUUUGGACAUGUUCAGUUUUGGAAUUAAAGUAAGAAUGGAUACUUAUUCAGCUAAUUUGUAGUACUUUAAAUCAUCUUUCCCACCUUUUUGCCCAGUUUUAAAGAACAGAUGGUUCUGAAAAUUAUUGUAAACUUUGUUUUCUAUCAUAAAACACAACCAUUUUGGAUAAUAGUUUCACAAGAAAAGUAAAUGUGACUGUUAUUAGAUGCUGCUCUUUAGUAUUUAUAUCUGUUAUCAAUCUGCAAUAAAAAAAAAUAAAAAUGAGGAAGUGAUUUUUUUGUAAACACUUAUUUCUAGCUUUUAAUUAUUUUCUGCUGUUUCCCCAGAAUAAUUCUUCUAAUUCAUCUAGUUUAGAGAGACAAUAAAGCUAAUUUAAGAAAUUCCAUUUUUGUUAAGAACAUAAUUUUAAUAUGCUUUCCCAACUCUUCUUUUAAUUUUAAAACCUUGAAUCCCUUUAGGUUAGUUUUUUAAACAAAGUUCUAAUUGAAACAUUAAUAGCUUAUCUUUGCAGAUUGACUCAAUGGGGGGCUAUUCUCAUUCAUGUAUUGUAAGAAUAUCUUGCAGCCAUGCAGUGGAAUUUAUUUGCUAAUAUCCUAAUUUAUUUGUUUCAUAGAAAAAAGAGUGGCAAAUGAAUGGAAGUCAGGGCAGUGAUAGAAUUAUUAGUACACAAUGCCUUAAUGUCAUCCAGAUAUGAUUAGAAAAUAAAAUUUAGUUAUUCUUUACAUACAGCUCAGCAGUUACGAAAGACCAAUAAUUCAGUGUUUGAAAGCCUUUAUGUACCUCUAUUAUAUGUGUAUAAUACAGUGUCAUUAACCUCCUUAUGAAUAAGAAGAUUGUGGCAAACAAAAUGUGUAUGCUAAAACUAAAAUAAACAUCCAGAGAAAGAUGUGCAGUUGAAAUAUUACUCUUCUGUGAAGUUUUUCUUUUUUUAUUCAAAAGUUUUAGGUCUUAAUAAAUUAUCAUGCUUGAGAUGAUCUCCAUGCAAUUUCUCUCUGGAAGACUCUUAUGCUGUAUGUACUUAGUGCACUGUGUAUUAAAGUACUUAACUAAAAA